Molecule: messenger RNA, 612 nt
Organism: Penicillium chermesinum
Lineage: Eukaryota; Fungi; Ascomycota; Eurotiomycetes; Eurotiales; Aspergillaceae
Product: histone deacetylase complex subunit SAP30 Sin3-binding domain-containing protein
Exons: 2
Biological process (GO): regulation of DNA-templated transcription
Cellular component (GO): histone deacetylase complex
Molecular function (GO): protein binding; transcription coregulator activity
Source: RefSeq, a predicted model, not a curated record
AUGGCACCUCCACGCCAGCGCGCUGCCGCGCUCGUGGAUGACUCCAGAUCUGAAGCUUCCAGUGGCACUCGAGAAUACAGAACGACAGCUCCGAAGAGCCGCAGGCCUGCCAAUGCUUCGAAAGACAAAGCUGCAGUGACCAGUGCCCCAAUCACACAAGAACCGGUAGAGGAACUCCCCAAUAUCCCCUGGUCCGACCUCCCCCUCGAAAUCCUCAACGCCUACCGCCACGCCCACAAACUCCCCACCCCCUCCGCUUUCUCAAACGAAUAUUCCCGUACCCUCCUCUCCCAAGGCAUUGGCCUGCGAUCGCCCACAGCUCUCGCCGCCCGCCGCGCCCAAUCCCAAGCCUCCCGCCGCGCCGGCCCCAGCAACGGAAAUACCUCCGGCACCGCAAGUGUCCCCACAGGUUCCGGCAGUGCUACAGGCAGCGGCACCGGGAGCAGCAGCAGCGAACACGAGGCUCCGCUGCGCCGGAUCAUAGGUCAGGACCGUGUGAGCAAGGAACAGUUUGCGCAUGUUGUGCGCAAGCAUUUCAAUAGCGCGGGGUUGUCGGAACAGGAGGCUAUUGCACGGUUUCUGUAUACGGUGCGGGAGGAGAGGAGGGGAGAC